AUGGCGCCUGGAAAGGAGAAGAGGAAGAGUCAGAGAGCUUGGGAUGCUCUCACUCCUCCCCUCGCAGAAUGGAUCCUUGAUGCUGUCGCGACAAUGGGCUUCAGCCAGAUGACGCCCGUCCAAGCUGCAACGCUCCCCCAUUUUAUGGGAAACAAGGAUGUUGUCGUCGAGGCUGUCACCGGUAGCGGCAAGACCCUCGCAUUCCUCAUCCCCCUCGUCCAAAAACUCCUUCGCCUCGGAGAACCCACCAAGAAACACCACGUCGCCGCCAUCAUCGUCUCACCUACGCGCGAACUGGCUGCCCAGAUUCAUACAGUGUUGCUCUCGCUGCUGCAAUUCCACGAAGCAUCCGCCGAAGUCCUCCCACACCUCAAGGGCGACGAGAAGCGUCCCGCCACCACGUCCGCGGCCAUUGUGCCCCAAUUACUCGUUGGUGGCACCACGACCACUGCUCAGGAUCUCAGUUUUUUCCUUCGACACAGUCCAAAUGUUCUCAUUUCAUCACCCGGUCGACUCGUCGAGCUCCUCUCGUCUCCUCAUGUCCACUGUCCCCAGUCCUCGUUUGAGGUCCUGGUCCUCGACGAAGCCGAUCGCCUUCUCGACCUGGGUUUUAAGCCCGAUCUUCAAAAGAUUCUGUCACACCUUCCGAAGCAGCGAAGAACUGGUCUCUUUAGUGCCAGUGUUAGCGAAGCUGUUGGCGAGAUUAUUCGGGUUGGCCUAAGGAAUCCGGUCAAGAUCGAGGUCAAGGUCAAGAUGAAGGAUGGUGGCAUUCUUGAAGAUAGGAGGACACCCGCCAGUCUUCAGAUGACAUAUAUGGUCAAACCCGCCAGCCAAAAACUUCCAGCACUUGCCGAACUUCUCGAGCGGUUACCCGUGAGGCCACAGAGAAGCAUCGUUUUCCUUUCUACUUGCGCAGCCGUCGACUACUUCCAGCAUAUCCUACCAUCAAUCCUGCCAGAAGGCUUUGCUUUGGUACCGCUACACGGCAAGCACCCUGCCAAGGUUCGCGAAAAGAACUUUAACCGUUUCCUCACCUCAGUAUCACCAACAAUAUUACUUACAACCGAUCUGGCGGCCCGUGGUCUGGAUAUUCCCCAAGUUGAUCUGGUAGUCCAGAUUGACGCUCCCUCAGACCCCAAGGUCUUUAUUCACCGCAGUGGUAGAGCAGGACGUGCUGGCCGAAAGGGCCUGGCUGUGGUUAUGCUACACCCCGGGCGAGAAGAAGACUACGUCAAGUUCUUGGAAAUUCGAAAGACGCCAAUCGUGGAGCUAGAGAAACCCGAAGUCAUUACAUCGGAGGACCGCGCUGUGUCUACUACCAAGAAGAUCCGCGAUCUGGUCCAAGAAGAUAGGGCGCUCUUCGACAAAGCCCAGAAAGGUUUCGUGAGCUGGGCUCGAAGCUACGGCGCCCACCAAGCUACAUCCAUCUUCCGAGCCGCCGACCUUGACUGGGAGGACCUCGGAAACGCCUGGGGCUUGUUGCGAAUGCCCAGGAUGCCUGAACUCAAGAACUGGAAGGGCGACAAGAUGCUCGGUCAAGAGAUUGACUGGGACAACUAUGCCUACAAGGAGAAGACACGAGAACAGGCUAGAAAGGUUGCCCUUGAGGAAGAAAAGUUGGGCGGAAAGCCGGAAAAGAAGGAUGAGAACAAACGCAAGCGCAAGAACGAGGCCUGGAGCGCAAAACACGAGAAGGAGGAGGAGCGCGUGGAGCGUAGGGAGAAGCGGCACAAGCGGCGUGAGGCUGAGAAGACGGCCAAGAUGACGGAUGAAGAAAAGGUCAAGCAGAUGGAGCUUAACGAGCUUAUCGCUGAGGUUCGGAAACAGAACCAGGCCAAGGCAGAGGAGAAGGACGACGAGUUUGAAGGAUUCGACGAUUAG
Fusarium vanettenii 77-13-4 is the source of this 1881-nucleotide messenger RNA. RefSeq lists its product as uncharacterized. Gene Ontology annotation, molecular function: nucleic acid binding; ATP binding; RNA helicase activity. The record is from RefSeq and is a predicted model, not a curated record. Bases 1 to 1881 code for a protein of 626 amino acids. Gene Ontology annotation, cellular component: nucleolus. The transcript is spliced from 2 exons. Lineage: Eukaryota; Fungi; Ascomycota; Sordariomycetes; Hypocreales; Nectriaceae.